Molecule: messenger RNA, 33400 nt
Organism: Haliotis rufescens (red abalone)
Lineage: Eukaryota; Metazoa; Mollusca; Gastropoda; Lepetellida; Haliotidae
Product: muscle-specific protein 300 kDa-like
Exons: 142
Coding region: 185-32488 (10767 amino acids)
Biological process (GO): nuclear migration
Cellular component (GO): cytoplasm; nuclear outer membrane; meiotic nuclear membrane microtubule tethering complex
Molecular function (GO): actin filament binding
Source: RefSeq, a predicted model, not a curated record
UGGCGCGCUUCCAGUAUCACCGCUAGAUGGCGUGUUCACGCAGUGGCUAGCUGUUCGGCUGAGCGCGCACAUUGAGUUAUUUACAGUUGCUAGCGACAGGCAGAAGGCGAUAAGCCACGUAGAGUAGCACAAGACAGGACGACCAUGUGUACAUAUCUCCACAACUCUCACUGACAACAACAAGAUGGCGGACAAAAAGGGGCGUGGCAUGAGCCCUGCCAGCUCCUACUCUUCCCUCACUGGCAACUUCAGCCCCCGCAGUGGCAGUCCCAGCCCCGGGAUGUCACCCCGGGGCCAGUCCCCUGCCCCAGGCCGCCUGGGGUCCAGUCUUCCUUUGGAUGGGCGUGGCAUGCCAGGAAAGGGGAUACAGAUGGCCAUACAGAACUUGCAGCAUGAGCAGGAGAGGGUACAGAAGAAGACUUUCACCAACUGGAUGAACACAUACCUCAGACAGAGGGAUCAGCCAUUGAAAGUUGACAACUUGUUUGAAGAGAUCAAAGAUGGAGUGGCGCUGCUGUCUUUACUGGAGGUGCUAUCAGGGGAGAAACUGCCAAUGGAGAAAGGUCCCCGACUCAAGCGUCCACAUCAUCUCAGCAACAUUUCCACAGCAUUAUCAUUCCUCACGAAGAAAAAUAUCAAAAUGGUCAACAUCAACUCCACUGACAUCGCAGAUGGGAAGCCUUCCAUUGUCCUGGGUCUCAUCUGGACCAUCAUCCUGUACUUCCAGAUUGAAGAGACAAUGUCUAAUGUGCCAAAUAUGGGAGACAUGGACGGAGAUGGGCCGUCCAAAAAGAAGAAGCCUACACUGCCAAAGCAGAGCCUGCUGGCGUGGGCGGACAGCGUGCUGGCCAAGAAAUAUGGUCUGAAAGUCACCGACUUCGGGAAGAGUUGGCGAGAUGGAGUGGCCUUCAACGCGAUGAUCCACAACAUCCGCCCCGACCUGGUGGACAUGGAGGAGAUCCGCAAGCAGAACGCCCGUGUUAACCUGGAGCAUGCCUUCUCCACGGCCGAGAAUGAGCUAGGCAUCCCCCGGCUGCUUGACCCUGAAGAUGUUGAUGUGGAGAAGCCAGACGAGAAGUCUUUGAUGACGUAUGUCGCCACCAUCCUCAAGGCAUACCCCGAGGCUGGCGAGGCCAAUUUCCAGGGUGUUCCAAGUCUGAAGCUUGACACAGCGGACCAGGAGAUGCAGGCCUACAGCGCCCUGAUGAACUGGCUGAACCAGGACGCCAAGGACACACUGGAAGCAGCCAAACAGCCCGUCACAGACAGGCAGGCGGAACUCAAGGAUUAUUUGUUAUUCAAAGCCGAGAUGGACAAGCGAGAGCCAGUUUACCGGAAGAUUGGGGAGAAAGUGUUGUCUGGGAAAGCUGCCAAGUUGAGCAUGUCAGACUGGCAGAAGCUGGACACCAAGUGGCGUGAGGCAGAGGACUUGACCCAGCGCUGGCUGCUGAAGUUGGACUUGAGUUUGCCAGGCCGACUCGGUCAGUUCGGUCAGUGGCUGUACAACGCCGAGCGGCUGCUGGAGAAGCGGGAGCAGCAGGUGGAUGAGGCGGAGGAGAUGGCUGUGCAGAUGAGAAACUUGUUAGGUGAACACAAAGUAUUUUUUAAAGACUUGGAAUCACAGAAACAGUUCUUCCAACAAAUUAAGAAAGCAGGGCGCUAUGAGGGUGAGGUUCUGCACCCGCCCCAUAUGGACUUACUUCAUAAGCGGAUGGAGCAAGUGGUGAAACAUGCGCCAAGACGACAGUGUCGCUUGGAGUACUUGGAAGUGCGGUAUCUCCUACUGGCAUACUUGCUGGCAGCCGAGGAGAAGGCAGCACUGUGGACAGUCCAAUAUGGCCGCCUUGAGGAGGUAGAAGCCAUGGGAGAAGACUACCAGGAUUUUGUUGUGAAUGGGCAACUGUUUGACAACUACAAGAAGACACAUGAUGAUACCAAGAAGAAGGCAGAGGCCUACAAGAACAAUGGUGGAGACCCUAUUGAAAUGAAUGACUUGACGAGAUUCCUUGGCGAUGUGACUGGACGUUGGCAGAAGACAUCAGGGGAGAUCCGCAGUGUUGGGCAGAGCCUCGGUCAACUCCUGGACUCCUGGAAGUCCUACAACAGCAGUGUGGAGGUGCUGACCGUGUGGCUGACCGAGGGGGAGAAGGUCAUGCAGAGGUCACCGGAGGAGAAACAGCUCUACUUUGAGGACCUGGCUGAGUAUGAGGACAGGCACCGGACACUGAACCGGAGCGGGGACUACCUGAUGGAGACCACCCGGCCGGAGGUGGCGGAGGAGGUGAGGCAGACACUGGCCCUGCUGAACCGGCGCUACACGGAGCUCACCGAUGGCUUCACCAACUUCCAGCAGGUGGAGGUUAUUGGCCGGGCUCGCGACGAAUACUCAGAGGGCAUCCGACAUAUCGAGGGCUGGUUGCAGACCACGGAUGAAAUAGUGGGGCCCCAGAUUCCCUGUGUUCAUGCUGCCCUGAAAGAACACUUGCAGCAGCUGGAUGUGCUUGGCUCCCAAGUGUCGGAGAUCGAGGCUGUGUUCAAAACUACAACGAAGACAGCGCAGUCCUUGGUGAAGGACAGCUCCUCCGAUGUUGUCAAUGACAUGUUGAAGACGCUUAAUGAUCAUAAGGAGGUCAUCCUGAAGCUGAGGAAGGAGUUGCCUGACCGGAGCAAAGCACUCAAGGCCAUCCUGCCCAACGUGGAGUCCCUGGAGACCGGCAUCGCUGAUCUGGGCCGCUGGCUGGAGCAGGGGGAACAACUCCUACAGACUCACAGACUGGAUGGGUCAGGGGAGGCAACUGAAGCCAGACUCGAGAGGCACAAGGCCUAUUUCUCUGAGAUCACCUACCAAAAAUCAAUUCUUGAAAGCAAGAACAAAGUCUAUCAGAAAGUGAACAGUGCCAAGGGUAAGCUGAAGUCAGUGGACUUCACUCCAGCAGAUGAACUGAUGAAGUCAGUAAAUAUGAGAUUCCAGAACUGCGUCACAUCUGCCAAAAAUUGGGAGAAGCGUCUUGAGAAUCUUGCACGAUUGUGGCGCUUACUUCAGCAGAAGCAGAAUGCAUUGUCUGAGUGGAUGGACAAUGCAGAGACUGUGUUAGAAGAUAAAGAGGAUGACCCUGAGAGUCUCAUCCGCAAACACAAACUGUUCUUUGACAGAGUAAACCAGAAGAUGCUGCUGGACUAUCUGAGUGUAGGGGAGGAGAUCCUUGUUCAGUUGGAGGAACAGGACAAGGCAGGGCUCAAGAAGGAGAUGACGGCAAUAGAGAACCGAUGGAAGAAUAUACACUACCAUGCACCAAUUAAACUCCUCAAGCUGGAGUUUGCAGUCCCAGAAGACAAAUUUCUACAGAAUGUGACAUCGGCGGAGAAAUCCAUCAAACACCACCAGGAACAGCUUGCUCGGAAUGAGGAUGUGAAGGCCGCCUUGCUGAAACACAGACAACUGUUCCAUGAGAGUGACCUGGUCCCCACCUGUGAGAAGUGCCUGGGCAGCAUGGACUCCUUGUCCAAGCACCUGCUGGAGCUGUCCCAGGAUGAACGCAGCUUGCGGAACCGGUAUGACGACCACCUGCAGCGGUGGAAACGUCUCCACUCCAUCUCCGACACCACCCACGAGCAGCUGAAGCAGCUCCCGCAGCGAUGGAAGGACUACAACACAAAGUUGGGGGAAGUGAGUCGCUGGAUCAUGGACGUGGAAGGGCUGAUGAAGGAGAUGCAGAAGGAGGACCUGACCAGUGACGAGUACAAGGACAUGCUGGCCCAGUUCCAGAAAGCGAUGCGGAACAAGAGCAAGUACAUGGAUGACGCCAAGUGGCUGUCUGAGAACCUUGACCAACUGCUGAAGGACGAACCAGGUGCUGAUGGCAGCAAGGAGAAGAGUCGGCUGAGGGAAAUCAUGGACAAGUUUGGGAAGCUGGACUCCGGCAUGAAGAACACGUCAGAGAAGUCCUCCGUGUUCACGAAGAGCUUUGAGUACCGAGACAACUUGGAGCGCCGUGCCAACUGGCUUGACGAGACUCAGAGGCAGGUGAUGGAGCAUCCAGCUAUAGACAGUCUGGACGACGCUCGGGCGUACCUGCAGGAACAUGAGUCUAUCAUGAGUCGACUAGAGGCUGAGGCUCCCAACAUCAACGCCGACAUUGAGGCUGGGAAGAGGCUGCAGAGGGAGCGUAAUGCACCGUCCUUCGUCAGCAAGACUGUGGACGACCUCUCACGGAAAUGGAAAGACACAAAUGAACUAGCACGAGCCAAACUAACCAAACUACAGAAAACGGUGCACGACUGGGAGCAGUACGAGGGUGAGAAGGGGCAGCUGAUGCAGUACCUGAAGCGGGCAGAGGCUGAGCUGGACAAGCCGUCCAUCGCCACCGGCCAGGACAUGGCUCAGAAGGACCUCCAGGCCAAGAAGGAACUCCACUCGACCCUCAACAAGCUGAAGGGCAGCAUCUCUGAGAUGCAGAAGCUGAACGCUGCCCUGGUGGAAGGAGCUAGUCGAGAACGUCGUGGACCACUCAAAACUGAGAUGUCGGAUAUUGACAAACGCUUGGAGAAUGUAUCUGUGCGUCUCAAUGCUAAAUUGGCUGACCUUGAGGCAACCAUUGCAAAGUGGUCAGAGUACUACAAGAGACUAAACAACUUCUGUGAUUGGCUGAAUGUGAAAGAGACCAGACUUAAUGAAGUGUACGAGAAUAAGCGGGACUUGCCGGAACAGCAGCUGACGAAGGCCGAGGCGAUCGCGUCAGAGGUGUAUGAGAACCACAUCACCCUGGAGACACUGGAGAAGGAUGCCCGCGGACUGUCCAACAACUUCCGAUCGCGGGAGACAGCUGCGCUGAAGUCGAAGCUGACAACCCUGCGGCGGCAGUGGGAGAGUCUGUGUGCCCGGGCCAAGGACCGCAGUACCACCCUGUCGGGCAACGUCAUCCACUGGCAGGAGUACCAGCGCCUGCAGGAGCAGCUGUUGCCGUGGAUCGUCAAGGCCGAGAAGUACUGUGCCACCGAGCCGCCCAAAUGUGGGUCACUGGAGGAGGCGCGCCAGCUGUACGACGUCCACCAGAGCUUCCUUCAAGAGGCGGAGGAGCACCUGCCUCUGUUUGAGAAGAUGAACACGGAGGCCGGUUACCUAAUGGAGCAGCCCGACAUGCCCCGAGAGCUUGAGGUCAUUCAAGGUCGAUGGGGGAACAUUCUUGUUGCCUCAGAGGAACGCACACACCGCAUGGACAAGAUGUUCGGAGCAUGGACAGCCUUCGAUGAAGAGCAGGACAACUUCAUGGAGACACUACAGAAGUUUCAGAACCGACUGGCCCAGGAUCCCAACACAUCCACCACAGACAUCCAGGUGCUGGAGCACGAGCUGGCCCUGGCCAAGGCACUACAGGAUGAGGUCCGCAGUCAGCAGCCGCAGAUGAAUGCGUUGCAGCGGCGGUUUGAGCAGGUGCAGCCGUACGCCAGCCCAGACGGCCUCAACAAGCUCAAGCACAAGCAGGAUGACAUCAAACAGACCUGGAAUGACAUCAACACCGGGGUGCUGGAACGGCAGAAGAUGUUGACUACAGCCGUACAACAUCGACGUGACUUUUACGGUCGCAUGCAAGACUUCGAGAAAUGGGUGAAGAAAAUUCAGAGGAAACUAGAUACUGGGAGUGAAAUAUACUCUGAUGAGGUUGCUGAUGAACUUGCUAAGCUACAGGGUCUGCGAGGAGAGUGUGGUCAGCACGACCCUGUCUUCCAAGCCCUGCAGCAGGAGUUCAAGGAGAUGGUGCAAAACUGCUCCAAGGAUGAGGCAGCUGUGCUCAGUGACCGGUUUGACCGGAUCAUGGAAGGUUACACAAAGGUUGAGGACCUGAUUCAGAACCGGGAAAAUCUAUGUGACAACUGGACAAAGUACAACGACGACCACAAGGAGGCCCAGGCCAAGCUGAAGUCUCUUCAGACCCGCCUACAGUCUCCUGACCUCACGGAGGCAGAGGUCAACAAUAUCAAGAGGGAGAUCGCAGAACUGAAGGCCAGCAUGAGCGGCUGGAACAAGCAGGCAGACGGGCUGGAUGACUUGAUGGGAGCUUCCCAGAUGAUCAUCAAAGACCGAGCCACUCAGCGGACGCUGCACUUCAACUCGGAGCUGCAGAGCCUGGAGCAUCUGUGUGACACAGUGUCGGAGGCAGCACAGCAGAAGGAGAAUCAUCUCGGGGAGCUGGCACAUCUCAGUGAUGACUUUGUGGUCAAGAAGGACAAGCUGGUCCUCAAGCUCCAGGAGAUCCAGGACAGGAUCGCCUCAGCUGCUGUGGACAAGUCCAGCCUACAGGGGCUGAAAGAACUCAUCAGAGAAGUAGAGGAUAUUCGAGAUGACAUGUACGCAAACAAUCCUGAGUAUGAACAACUGCGCGAACUAGGUCGGCAGAUCAUGCAGUCUGACCCCAGCAAAGCCGCCGCCCUUCAGACUCAGCUGAGUGAGGUGAACCAGGUAUGGGAGGGCGUGCAGGCCACCAUCGCUGAAAAACACCAGUACCUCAACUCCGUGGGCAGUCUGUGGCAGCAGUACAACGAGGCCAAGACAGGUGUGGUCAGAGUGUUGGACGACGUCAACCCACUAGUCAAUCAACAGAUCGCUUUCUCCAACCCAGCAGAUGUCAAAAAGAGUCUGGACCAGCACAAGAAUGCAGAGUUUGAGCUGCAUGCCAACCAGACCCAGCUUGACCAAAUGAACACGAAGGGCGUGCAACUCCUGGAGGAACUGGCCAAGGUCCCCGGCUUCCAGUGCGAAACUGUGGAGGCCGACCUAGAUGAUGUCAACCACAAGUGGGAGACUGCCAACAGGACCAUCAUUGAUGAUCACCGGGAGAACCUGGAAGCACAGCUGGUGUGCUGGGACCAGCUGCAGUCCGGCAAGGACGAGGUUGCAGCUUGGGUCAACUCAAUGGGCAACAAGCUGGACGACAGCCUCAAGAACUUUGAUGAUGCCGUCAGCGUGGAGAGCAGGUUGCUCAAGUUCAAGGAAGAAGCUCCCUACUUUCAAGAGGUCCUGAAGGAGAUCAACCAGAAGAUGAAUGACCUUCGUGAGUUGAAUGGAGGUCAUGACUUGCCUGGCAUGGAGCAGGAGAUGCGGGAUAUCAUUGCCAAGUUCGAGCAUGCAUCGGAAACAGCUGGUCAGUUGGAGUCUGUCAUGUCCAAUUUCUCUGAUGAACAAAAGCAGCUACAGGAAGCCAUUGAUGCUGAAACCGAGUGGAUGAACAAGAUGAAGGAGAGACUAGCCAAAUGUGACGAUGUGACUGGCAGUGACGAUGACAUCAUUGCCAGAUUCAUGGAAUCAAAGGAACUACAAGAAGAAUUUGCACAGCACAAACAAAGAAUGGCUGACAUACAAGCCAAGACACGCUCACUUCAAGCCAAAUACCCAUCCUCAGAAAUGUCAAACCUAGCCAAGGAUGCCAACGUAAUGUCAAAGAAGUUUGAUGCUCUGUCAGGCCGCGCUGAGCGGAUAGAGGACUCCCUGCAGGGGACUCUGGAACAACACUGUCUAGAGGCCCAGCAGCAGCAGGCGCGAUGGCUCAACCAGGCCAAGGAGAAGGUCUCCUGGUGCGACGACAUCGGUGGAGACCGCUACAGUGUGGAGGCCAAGCUGUCUACCAUCAAGGACCUGAUGACAGGACUGGAGGAAGGGGAGGAGAAGAGAGCAUCUGCAGCUGCUCAGCUUGAGAAGAUCAAGGCCGUCCUGCCCAAGACCAAACAGAUGGAGCUGGAGGCCCAGAAGAAGGCCAUGGACAGAGAGUGGAACUCCCUGGCGGGACAGAUCGGCCAGACUCAGAAUAAGCUGGAGACAUCGAUCGACCAGUGGACGGACCACGACGGCCGGUAUGAAGAACUGAGCCAGUGGCUGAAGGAUGCUGAGUCCCGGAUGAGGAACCAGUCAGCCUUGAGGUCAGACCUGGAUGGCAAACAUGAACAGCAGCAGAACUUCAAGGAACUGGAGGCAGAGAUUGCAGCUAAAAGGAGAGAGUUUGAGGAACUCCAAGAUACUGCUGGUCAGAUCUCUCGCUCCACUGGCGACAACCGCACAGCGUCACAUGCAGCACAACUGCUCAACAGAUUCCAGACACUAACUGAGUCUGUCAAGGACCAGAGUGAGAAGUGUGACAGCAACAUUGCUGACCAUGAGACAUUCUCCGACAACAUGAAGGAUGCGAUGGGGUGGCUGGAAGAUGCCCAGCGGCAGCUGGAAGACUGUGUGUCCGGGGUCGGAGAUGAAGAGGCGCUGCGCCUUAAACUGGCCAAACUAAAGGAUCUUCUGGUCAACAAGGAGGAUGGACUGGCCAGAUUUAAUGCGGCGCUGGAGCAUGGGGAGAAGCUGUUCCCCAACACAUCGAACCAGGGUCGUGAGAACAUCCGGCGGGACCUGCGGGCCUUGAGGGACACUUGGGAGACUUUCCAGGACAAGCUGAACAACACUCAACGCCAGCUAGAGACUUCACGCAUGCAGUGGUCCUCCUUUGAUGAGAACUUUGAUCAGCUCAACAAAUGGAUCAUAGAUACCGAGAAGCAUGUUGGCGCUGAACCUGAGCUGAAGAACUCACUACAAGAGAAGAAAGCUCUGCUGCAGCAGUAUAAGACUCGACACCAAGACAUCCUGUCCCACCAGACCAUGGUUGACAGCAUCACAGACAAGGGGAGAGCACUUGCCUCCAGCCAAGUACAGAACAGACUCACCCAGCUCAACCAGAAGUACAGCCAGCUUCGCUCUCAGGCCCAGACCCAGCUACGGCAGGCAGAGCAGCACGUGGACCAGCAUCAGCUAUACCAGGACAACCACCAACAGACCUGCGACUGGAUGAUCUCCACCAAGGACAAGCUAGCUGUCUGCUCCGAGGUCAGCGGGGACAGACAGGCGCUGCAGAACAGACUGGACAGAGUAAAGGACCUCCAGUCUAGCCUGAGUGAGGGGGAGUCCAAGCUGCACAGCACACACCAGCACGGGGAGAAGACGCUACCGCAGACCGCUACCCAAGGUCAGAGGAACAUCCGGCAUGAGCUGGAGACGCUGGACCAGGACUGGCAAGGGCUGCAGGGCAAGAUGGGCGACAUGCAGCAGGGACUGGUCCAGGCGCUGGAAGCUCUGGAGAACUAUGAUGGGUCAUGUGAGGAACUUGGACACUGGCUGCGGGACGCCGACAGCAAGGUCAAGGACACAGAUUUGAAGUCAACUUUAGAAGAAAAACAGAGACAUGUUGAUGAGCUGAAGGCUCUUCAACGUGAGAUCGAUGACAAGCAGGCCAAGUUUAGCAACCUACAAACCAUGGCCUCUCAAGUCCAGGGAGCUGAUGCCAGGCAGAUCGGCUACAGCACCCAACUCGCCUCCAAGUACGAGACUCUGAAAGCUGGCAUCAAGGAUGCAAUCCGGAAGUGGCAGGACAGCGUGGAUGAGCAGCAGUCCUAUGAGAACAACCUGGCGCAGUGCGAUGACUGGAUGUCCACGCUACGGAAGAGGCUGGAGGUGUGUGGGGACCUCGCCGGCGACAGACACGACGUCGAGGACAGACUCGCCAAACUGCAGCAACUGGCUGCGGAGAAGGACAGCGGCCGCCACAGCAUCAUGCAGACAAUAGAUGCCGGGGAGAAGCUGUAUCCUACCACUGCCUCGGAGGGCAGAGAGGUGAUCCGCCAGGACAUCCGGAACCUGCGGGAGAACUGGGACUCACUGUGUGAUGAGGUGGCAGCGACCCAGAGGAAGCUGGAGUGCAGCCUGCUAGAGUGGUCCGCGUAUGACGACAACUUCGAGCAGUUUCAGAAGUGGCUGCUGGACACGGAAGUCAAUCUGAAGGAGGAGGAUGAGAUGAAGGCUACACUGCCCGAGAAGAAGGCCCAGCUACAGAACCACAAGGUUCUCCACCAGGAUAUCGUGUCUCGCCAACACAUCAUGUCCAACCUCACAGAGAAGGCGCACAGCCUCACACAGUCAUCGCCCUCCGCCAAGGUCAACAAGUUUGUCGGAGAGCUUCAGAAGAAGUAUGACGGCCUGUGCGACAAGUCCCGGGGGGUGCUUGGGAGCCUGGAGGAGGGGGUCAAGUAUCAUCAGCAGUUCCAGGAUGCCUACCACGACCUUCAGGACUGGCUCAACCUGUCCCGGGAGAAGCUGGACUCGUGUGCUGACCGCUCCGGGGACAGACUCUCUCUGCAGAGCAAGCGAGAGAGACUGAAGGAGUUCGAAGCCUCUGUUCCUGAUGGAGAGAGGAAGUUGAACAAGACAAGGGAGCUGUGUGAACAGACGGCCAAGCACACAUCUCCCCAAGGCUGUGAUGUGUUGCGGCGGGAGAUCGAGCACCUACAGCGUGAGUGGGAGGACUAUGUGGGUGUGAUGAGGCAGGUGGGCUCCUCACUGGACCAAGCCAUGGUGCAGUGGGGAGACUUCGAGACCAAGUUCCAGUCAUGCGCCGAUUGGCUGAAGCAGAUGGAACAGGCUGUCAAGAACCAUGAACUCAAGUCCACGCUCAAGGAGAAGCAGACGCAGGUGGACAAGUUCAAGAGACAACGUGAAGAGAUCCAGUCUCACCAGUCAGAGAUCGACCGAUUCACUGACGAGGCUCAGAACCUCAUGCACACAAGCUCCGAUGUGAGGCUGAGCACCCAGGUGUCCCAGUUGACAAACCGCUACCACGGGCUGCUCUCACUCAUUAAGGACCUCAUCAACAAGUGGGAGAAGUAUGUUCACAAACACCAAACAUACGACAGUCGCCUCACAGAGCUGCAGCAAUGGCUGAACAUGGCCAACCAGAGACUGUCUGGAUGCCAACAGCCCGUCGGAGACCAGGAGACCAUGGAGGAGAAGAGAGCCGUCAUACAGAUCCUGUUCUCUGAGAAGGAGCAUGGCCUUCAGAAGCUGAACCUGGCCAUAGAAGCGGGGGAAAAACUGUUCCCUGACACCGCCUCACAAGGGCGGGACAAGGUGCGGCAGGACUUGAGGACCGCCAAGGAGGACUGGGAGAAACUGUUCAGUGGUUUGAACGAUGCUCAGCGCAAGGUGGACACCUUCCUGAUGCAGUGGUCGUCCUACGCUGAUGGCCAGGAGCAACUGAUGCGGUGGUUGGCGGAGACGGAGGCGUCUCUGAGGGCAGACGUGGAUGUGAAGAACACCCUGCAGGAGAAGAGGCUGCAGCUGCAGAACCACCGGUCGGUGCUGCAGGACAUCACUUCUCACCAGCGUCUUGUGGACUCAGUCGUGGAGAAGGCCCAGGGUGUCCUCCACAGCACGUCUAACUCCGACGUCGCCGCCUUCAUCACCACAAUCAACUCCAGAUAUGAGAAACUCGCUGCAGAUGCAAAGACCCUGAUCGCCAAGUCAGAGCAGAAUGUGGCGCACCACCAGAACUACCAGGACUCCCUGCAGUCUGCGCUGGACUGGAUGACUCAGACUAAGGACAAGCAGAGCAUGUGUGCCGACACGUCCGGGGACCGACUCACCAUCCAGAACAAGCUGGACAGGCUGCAUGAGCUGGUGACAACAGUACCGGAUGGGGUCUCAAAGGUCAAGGACUGUGAGCGGAAUGCCGAGUUGACGAUGGACACGACAGCCAUGAAGGGUCGUCAGACAAUCCAGCAGGAGUUGGAUGUCCUUAGGCUGGACUGGGGGGACUACACCUCCAAGUUGUCCUCCCUCAAGGAGAACCUGGAGAGAGCCCUGCACUACUGGGUCAUCUAUGAGGAGAAGUACGACAAGGUCACAUCCUGGGUCAAGGACAUGGAGAAGCAGGUCAAGGAAGUGCCGCUGAGAUCAACAAUCGAGGAGAAACAGGAACAACACUCCGUCUGCCAGGACAUGAUGGAGACAAUCUCCCAUGAGGUUGAUGUAGUUGCAGCGGCCGACCAGCGGGAUAUCGAGUUGAUGCAGGAGAUCCGAGGCAAGCAGCGCGACAUCGACAAGUUCUCAGAUGAUGCCCAGACUCUUCAGCAGCUGACCGGAGAGGCUCGCAUCGGGAACUUUGUGUCACAGCUGUCGAACCGAUACCAGACUCUGCUCACCAACACAAAGGACCUGAUCAGGAAGACGGGCCAGAAUGUGGAGGACCACAAACAGUUCAGGGACAAGUACUCCGACUGCGCCCAGUGGCUUGCCAAAGCAAAGGCCAAGUUUGCCGAGUGUUCCGACUCUGGCGGGUCCCGAGCCGAGCUGGAGACGAGGCUGGAGAGAGCUCAGGACCUGCUACGAGAACGUGACGCUGGUUUUGGCAAGCUGAGUGCUGUUAUGGAAUGUGGCGAGCGGCUCUACCCCACGACUGCACCGGACGGCAGAGAGAGCAUCCGACAGGACCUCCGGCGACUCAAGAUGGACUGGGAGUCUCUGUUUGAUGACCUCUCUGCCGUUCAGCGCAAACUGGAGGUGGCCCUGGUGCAGUGGACGUCCUUCGACGACAGCUACAGCCAGGUGGGCAACUGGCUGCGGGAGAUGGAGAUGCAGUUGGAGGGGCCGGUUGUCUUCCGGGCCACCCUGGAGGAGAAGAAGUCCCAGCUGCUCCACUACAAGGCCCUCCACCAGGAUGUGCUGUCCUACCAGCGUGUGAUGGACAGUAUCACAGACAAGGCGCAGUCUCUGGCCCAGAGCAGCAGUGAUCCCCAGCUGGCGGCGUUCAUCUCGCAGACCAGCACUCGUUACAAGAAACUCUGCACUGCCGCCAAGGAACGUGUGCAGCAGUACGACACCUUCGUCACAGACCAUCAACAGUACAACGACGCCUACAACGCCUGUGUGGAGUGGCUCAACGGUAUCCGUGAGAAGCUGUCUGUGUGCUCCGACGUGUCCGGGGAUCGCCACGCCAUCCAGAGCAGGCUGGACAAGAUACAGAGACGAUGUGACAUUCUGGCAACCAAGAUGGAGGGAGAGCCGCGUGUGAAGAACGUGGCUCAGCUCGCGGAGAAAGUGCUGCCAAACACAGCCCCGCAGGGAAAGGACAUCAUCCGCAGGGAGACAGAAGCCUUGAAGGACGACUGGGAGGCAUUCAUCACCGCCCUCGCCAAGACCAAGACUGACCUGGAGACUUGCAUGGACCAGUGGAAAGAGUUUGAGUCGUGGCAUGAUCGCUGUGCUGCCUGGAUCAAGGACUCGGAGAGCCGCCUGCGGGAUGCUGACCUCAAGGCCACGCUCCAGGACAAACAGACGCAGCUGGAGAAACUCAAGGCUCUACAGGCAGAUGUUGCUGAGCACCAAUCAGAUCUGGACUCUCUCAGUGACUCCGCCCAGGACCUGGUGAGGCUGAGCACGGACUCUAGAGUUGUGUCCCAGGCCUCCCAGCUUGCCACCAAGUACCACUCGCUCUCGGUCAACGUCAAGGAACUGUGCCGGCGCUGGGAGCAGUAUGUCCUGGACCACCAGGCUUACACCCAGUCCUUCCAGCAGUGCAAGAACUGGAUCGGUCAGAUGAAGGUGAAGGUUGCCGGCGCUGGCGACGUGACAGGUGACAAGGUGACCGUGCAGGACAAGAUCAAGGACAUCCAGAAUCUGAUGUCCGAGAAGGAGGAAGGUCUGCACAUGCUGCAGAUAGCUCUGGACAACCUGCAGAUUGUGCUGCCCAACACGUCCGUCACGGGCCGGGACAACAUGCGGAGGGACAUGCAGUCCCUGCAGCAGGAGUUCGACUCCCUCGCCGGCGACCUGAAUGAGACAAGGACCAACUUAGAGGGAUGUCUAGCUCAAUGGACCGUGUACGACGACAGUGUUGACCAACUGCAAAGGUGGCUGUGCGACCUUGAGAACCAGGUGGAGGCAGACUCCCAGCUGCAGAACACGCUACAGGAGAAGAAACUACAGCUGGACAGGGUCAAGGUGUUGCAGCUGAACAUCAGCUCCCAGCAGAGCACUAUUGACAGCAUGAACGAUAAGGCCAACACACUGAGGCAGACCAGUCAGGAUGUCAAUCUCAGCGACCAGAUCCACCACAUUGUUGCUCGUUACGAGACACUGAAGACCAAAGCCAAGAACCUCCUCCAGACUUGCGAGACCAACCUGCGCGACCACCAGCUGUACCGAGACUCCUACAUGGAGGGCACUGAUUGGCUGAGUGCCACCAAGGACCGCCUGAACCUGUGCAGUGACGUGCGUGGAGACCGCCAUGCCAUUGAGGCCCAGCUCCACAAGGUUCAGGAGAUCUGGAACACGGUGGAGGCGGGACACAAGAAGCUGAGUGCCGUGCUGGAGAAGGGGAACAAGGUGCUGCCGGAAACGUCCACUCAGGGUCAGGAGCUGGUCAAGCAGGAGCUGGACAUGCUGUCUGGGGAGUUCAAGGUGCUGGACACGGAUCUACAGGAUCUCCUCAACCUCCUUGAGAACCUGCGAGACCAAUGGCACCGCUAUGAGGAAUACUACGAUGACUUAAGUCACUGGAUCAAAGACACAGAGGCGGACAUGAAGGCCGACUCAGAACAGAAGGCCACGCUGGAGGACAAGGGCAUCCAGAUGGACAAACAGAAGGCAGUGCAUGAGGAGAUUCUCCGCCAUCAGACAGCGUUCGACGGUCUGGCGGAGCAGGCCCAGAUCCUGAUGCAGUCGUCCAAAGACAGCCGUGUGUCCACCCAGCUGACCCAGAUGAGCUCCAGGUACACCGCACUCAUCACCCUCUCCAAGGACCUGAUGAAGCGCUAUGAGCAGCACGUUCAGGACCAUGAGCAGUACGCAGAUGUUUACAAUGACGCCACGUCAUGGCUCCAGUCCACGCGGGACAGACUGUCGGUGUGCGCGGACACAUCUGGGGACAGAUACACCAUACAGGCACAGCUGGAGAAACUGCAGGAGUUCACGGUGCUGAAGGAGGAGGGGCAGGCCCUGCUGCACACGGCACACACCUGGGGUGAGAAGACCAUGACCAACACAUCGGUGACCGGACGGGAGAUGAUCCGGCAAGACCUUAGUCAACUGCAGACUGACUGGGCCGUCCUGCUGAGCGAGGUGUCCGACACGAAGGUGCUGCUGGAGGCCUGUCUGCUGCGCUGGACAGAGUUCAGUGACAGCAACGACCAGGUCCUCCGCUGGCUGAAGGACAUGGAGAAGAAACUGAGGGAGGCACAGCCUAAGGCCGACAUUGGAGAGAAGCGGGCCGAGCUUCAGAGAGUCAAGGUGCUGUACCAGGACAUAGUCUCCUAUGAGCAGAUGGUGGAAUCUGUGACCAGCAAGGCCCAUGGUUUGGCUGAGAAGAGUUCAGCUAGUCAGGCAUCUACCGACACUUCGCAGAUUGCAUCGCGCUACACCACUGUGAAGGAACAGGCCCAGGACCUGCUGGCCCGGAACGAGCAGUACGUGGCCAACCACCAGGACUACAUUGACGCAUGCAGCAACUUUGUGUCCUGGCUCCGCACCGCCAUUGAGAAGCUGGCCACAUGCUCAGACACGUUUGGCGAGCGAUCCGUCAUCGAGGGCAAAAUAGAGAGAGUGCAGUCCCUGCUGCACAACUUGGCUGAGGGCACCCAGAGACUGUCGCACGCAACCAAGGCAGGGGAGGCCACUCUGCCCAGUACAUCCCCUCAGGGUCAGACCAAGAUGCGCCAGGAACUGCAAGCCAUGCACAAAGACUUUGAGGAGUUCCGUGGUCAGCUGGUGCAGGCGCAAUCCGACCUGGAGGUGUGUCUCACGCGCUGGGAGGAGUUCGAGGAGAGCUACCAGACGUUCAGUCAGUGGCUGAAGGACACGGAGAACCAGGUGCGGUCGGAGCUGGACCUGAAGACCAACGUGGAGGAAAAGAAGCUCCAGUGGGAGCUGUACCAGCGCCACCUGGAGGAGAUUAUCUCCCACCAGUCGGCUCUGGACCGUGUCAGCGAGAGAGCCCAGGCCUUGCUUCAGACCAACGCUGAUGCCAAAACGUCACACGCCAUUACGCAAAUCACCACCCGCUACCAGGCUGUCAUCGCCCACUGCAAGGACAUCGUCUGUAACCUGGAAUUCUACUUCACCAACCACAUGAACUACAAGGAGAGUCUGCAGCAGUUCCAGGCGUGGCUCAGAGAAACACGACAACGGAUUCAGACCCUAGAGGAUGACCAGGGGUCGCGGGACAAGGUCACGGCCAGACUGGAGCAUGCCGAGGGCAACUUUUACCUGGAGAUACAAGGCGCCAUGGACCGCGGACACAGCCUGCUGCGGAGCCUGCUGGACACCUGUGAGAAGACGUUGCCAUCCACCAGCAACAGGGGCUGUCAGACGCUGCGGCAGGACACUGAGGCAGCCAAGACCGAGUACGAGAACCUGCUGACGGAAAUGUCCCAAGCCAAGCGCAGUCUGGAGACUGCCUUGUCCCAGUGGGGAGACUUCGACCGGCUGUAUGACCAGCUCAACAUCUGGCUCACUGACGUGGAGAACAAGCUUCGGUCUGACUCAGAGUACAAGACGGACCUCCCUGAAAAGAGAUCACACAUGGAGAAAUUCAAGGCCCUCCAGGCAGACAUCGCUGCUCACAAGGACAUGCUGGCUAAGCUGGAGCAGAAGGCCGGGCAGGUGAAGGACUCCGGUCCCCGCGGCCAUGUGUCCGGACUCUCGGCCAGGUACCAGGCUGUCAUCACAGAGAGCAGGGAUGCCUUUGUCAAGGCUGAGGAGCAGGUCAAAGGUCAUGAGGACUAUCGUAAAGCAUACAUUGCUUGUCUGGACUGGCUAGCCAACACCAAGCAUCGGCUACAGCGGAUGAGCGACUACAGCGGUGACAAGCGCACCCUACAGGACCGGCUGCAGCAGCUGAAGGAGUUCAAGGCCGACUUGCGGCAAGGUCAGGAGAUGGUGAACCGGGCUGGUGCUCUGGGAGAGCGUGUCUGUGAGAGCACCUCACCCCAAGGUCGGUCUGUAAUCCAGCGGGAAAUGGAAGGUCUGCGUGAGGACUGGUCUGUCUUCUCCAUGGCGGUGUCAGACGUGGAGACAAACCUGGAGUCGUGUAUCGCCAACUGGGUAGAGCUGGACGAUGACCAUGUCACCAUAAUGAACUGGAUAGACAAGAUGGAUGCCCAAGUUCGUGGGCUGAUGGAUCCCAAACCCAACCUCAGCCGCAAACAACAGCAGUACCAAGAAGGGGAGGAUGUGUAUGAUGAGAUUGGGAGUAAGAAGGCUGCUCUGGACAAGAUUCGAGAGAAAGGGGACACAAUUGCCCAGCGGAGCAGUGACCCUCGUCUCUCCAACAGCAUGAUGCAGCUGUCAACCAAGUUCCAGGCUCUCUGCUCCCUUGCCAGGAGCACCCUACAAAAGCUGAAGGACAACGUCCAUGACCACCGAGUGUACGAUGACGCCCUGGAGUCGGCCAACAAGUGGUUGGCCAUGAUGUGUGAGCGUGUGCAGGCGUGCAGUGACACUGCCGGGGACUGGACAGCCAUACAGGACAGGAUCGCAGACAUUAAGGAUGUGACGGCCAGUAUGGACGACGGUCUACAGAAGGUCAACUACGUAUGUGAUAUGGCUGAGAAGAUCCUGCCGGUCACCUCCACCAAUGGCAAGAGGACCAUCGAGAGUCAGGUGACACAGAUGACCAAUCAGUGGGAGAAGCUGAACUCGUCCAUCAAUGACUGCACGGCCAUGUUGGAGGGAGUUCAGCAGCGCUGGCAUGAGUACGAGGAGUACUUCGGCAUGAUCGUCAAGUGGCUGGCGGAGGUGGAGAGUCAGUUGGAGCUGGACCCCGAGCCGCGGGCACAGCUGGCAGAGAAGAAGACCAUCCUGGACAAGUACAAGAUGAUCCUGGCAGACACCGACCACCGUCAGCGACUUGUGAACGAGCUGGCCGACCGUGUGGCCAACCUGGAGGCGCUGUGCAACAACCCCGACGUUGCCGAUUCUCUCACCGAUGUCCAGGCUCGCUAUGAUGCUGUCCGCAACAGAGCCAGGGUGGUGGUGGCCGACCUGCAGGCAAUCUAUGAUGACCACCUUGACUUCCAUGAGGCGCAGCAGGAUUGUGAGAAGUGGCUGCUGCAGACAUCAUACCGACUCAUGUCUCACAACUCUCUCAAUGUCAGCUCCCUGGAGCUCACGCAGAGGCAGAUCGACAAACAUAGGGCUCUGAUCCGGGAGAUCGAGGACUACCGCCUGACGCUAGACUCGGUGAGCCGGAAGGGGCAGCAGCUAGUGGUGAUGGCCCCACGCCUCCCCCGUCUGGCCCAGCAGGUGCAGUCACAACUCCAGAACCUGGAGGAGAGCUACGUCAACCUGCAGUCCACCGCCCAACAGAUCAAGGAUCGCCUCCAGGAAGUCUUAGACAAGUGGCAGCAGUAUAGAGACUUACUCAACUCCACAUCACAGUACCUCCAGCGUGACUUCAAAGAUUGGCUCAACCAAAAUGAAGCUGAUGUUCCAGACACACUUAACGAGGCACAGGAACAAAGGGAGGCAACUCAGGGAAUGCUGGAGAAACUGGUCACCAAAAAGCAGGAUCUGGCCGCGUCUGCCCAUCGCUGUGAGAACCUUGGCAGUAUGGAGAAUCUAGACCAGACAGAAGCUGCUGGAGAUUCCUCCAUCUCCCACCUGGCUGACGGGGUCAACAGAGAGCUCCAGGACGCCAUCACUCAGGUGGAGGCUCGCCUGGACAGUUUGCGCGACAUGAUCAGGAAGUGGGAGAAUGUGGAGCGAGAGAGAGGCUCGCUCCGUCACUGGCUCCAUGCCAAGAAGGAGGAGGUGCAAGAGAUGGCACAGAAGCCAGCCAAGCUGCAUGCUGAGGCCGCCGAGAUUGACAUUGACAGGAUCAAGGCCUUGCGGGAUGAGGUCGUGGCUCGAGGUCCAGCCAUCGAGACCUUUGUGUCCCAGUACCGGAGUCUCACCCAGCACAACCCAAGCCUGGCCGACCCUGUUGUGCAGGCUGUCCGGGACGACUGGGAGGAGCUGAUUGGUCAGCUUGACAACCUCCAGGCCAGCCGGGAACAGGCACUCAUCGACACACGGGAACUGCAGAACCACAACGACACGAUGGAUGAGGACCUGGAGAACUACGCUCGUGCGCUGGAGAGGAUCGACAAGUCUGAUGCUGCUGUGGAGGACAAGGGGAUUCAGAUGAAGAAACAUGGAGAGGAGAUCAAGAAACGUCGAGCAGAUGUGGACAUUGCGAAGGUCAAGUCUGUAGAACUGAAGGACAAACUGAGUAAUCAUGAUGCAGACCUUGUGGAGGAAAGAGUCAGGACGACCGAGCGAAGAUAUACCGAGCUCCUCACAACAGUCGACAGGAAGCAGCAGCAAUACUGCAUGCUGGGAGGAAGUCUGGAGGACAUCAAGGACGAGGCCAACAAGUACCUGUCAUGGCUGCAACAGAAGCAGACUAAGAUCAGUGACGACACGGAGGCAGACACACAGACGAAGCUUAAACAUCUGGAGGAGCUGUGUGGUGAGUUGGAUGCCCGACAGGAGACACUUAACACCAUCCGGGGCAAGUCAGCGUCCCUGGUGGUGGAUCUGCCCAUCCCGGAGCGAGACUCAGUGGAGAAGCUGGUAGCAGUGGUACAAACGGAACAUGACAAGACGUACACAUUGAUGUCGCAACAGAUGGAGCUCAUCCACGGCAAGAUGGCAGAGAGAAAGGACUACCAGGUGAUGGUGGACAAGCUUGUCUCCUGGCUGGAGGAUCGGGAGCGCACUGCGGAGAGGAAUGUCACCUUCAGACUCCUGGCCAUGGAUGUGGACAAACAGGCCGACAAGUGCAAGAGUUUGUGCUCAGAAGUGCAGGGUCACAUGAAGCACCUUGAGCCAGUCAAAGGUCAGGCUGAAACGUUGAAGGCUGAAAGUGGUGAAGACUUGGCAGCCACUAUGGACAAGACUCUCAGUGCGCUGACAGGGAGGUACGAGGGUCUGGUCACACACCUGCAGCACCAGCAGGACAUCCUCCACACAGUGGCGGCGGCGCGGAGACAGUUCGAGGGCGACUGUCAGCAGAUCGAGCGGUGGUGCGAAGACACUGAGCUGCAGUGUUCCACUGACGUUCCCCUGGAUUGUGCUGUGGAAGUGCUGCAGGAACAGAUGAACACCUUCCAGGCCCUGCAGAAGUCCAGUGAAGGACAGGCCGACCUCCUGGCCAUGACCCUACAGCGAGGUGAAGGCUUCUACACAAACCUGUAUGAAACUGACCGGCCAGUCCUGGACAAACAGCUCGCAUCGCUACGUCUACAUUUUGACCCCAUUGCAACCUCACUCUCAGAACGUGUGGUUGUCUUGGAGACGGCAGUACAGAGCCAGAAAGAGGCUGCUGCCAGCAUCUCGCAGACGGAGGUGUGGCUGAAGACCAUGCAGAUGGAGAUGCAGCAGGUGCCCCUUGGAGCAUCAGUGGAAGACGCUGAAGAUGCCAUCACAAGGUUCCAGGACGUGGAGCAGAAGUUGGCGGAGUAUCAGACAUCUGUUUCAAAGUUGAACGAGACGGUUUCAGUCCUGAGGUCUGCCGGCCAGACCAGCCAGGCUGAGGCGGUUGUGAAACUGACCAGUCACUAUGAGCAGCUGAUUGACCAGGUCUGCCAGCACCAGAACCGAGGUCGCCAGACACUUCAGCUCCGACAGCAGUUCCUGGCCCACAUCACCGACCUUGAGAACACCAUUAGACAGUGCCAAGACAAGAUGGCUGCCGUGACAGAGCUUGGAGUGGAUGUCACCACCAGGAUUGACAGAUACCGGGAAAUCAAGGACAAGCUGGUGAGUCUGGAGCCAGGUCUGUUUGUGGCCAGUGACCAGGCUCAGCAGAUGGCUGUCGACAUAUCGGCUGAAGACGAUGCCAAAAACAAACAGAGAGUCCAAGCCGUGCGCGACAAGGUGAAGGACGUUCUGACAGAGGUGGAUUCCAGGAUGCAACAGUGUGAGCGACUGCAACAGGAACGAGAAGACUUCGAGGACACGAUUGGGUCGACCAUUGCCUGGCUGGAGCAGAAGGAGGACAUCCUGGCAUCCCAGGGGACGCUGAACCUCGACUCCGACAAGGUCAACCCUGUCCUCAGGAAACACCAGGCGAUGUCCAGUGAGGCUCUGGAGAAGCUGAGUGUGAUCCGGGAGAAGGCGGAGAUGGAGAAGCAGCACUACGACGAACUGCAGGAGGUCAUCCCCGUUGCCCUCACCGAGAAGCUCGGCCAGAUCCACAGCCUGGAGGACUCCAUCAAGGACGCAAUCGACAAGAAGGAGCAGUACCUGGUGGAUGCCAAGGCUGACCGUGUCCAGUACGAGAACUCCAUGCGCCAGGUGAACGAGUGGCUGCACGGGGCGGAGGACAUGUUGGAUUCUGGCUAUGAUGGCCUGGACUACGACACGAUCAACAACACUCUCUCCGAAUACACGGACUACUUCUCGGAGGCGAGCCUCUGCCAGGAUGAGAUGGAGCAAGUGAUGGAGCUGUCAGACAAGCUGAUACCCACACUGGACACCAACGACAAGACCACCCUCAAGCAGUCACUCGCCAGCACCAACAAGAAACUGGCGGCCGUCAUCUCCACGGCACAGGGCAAACAGGAACAGCUAGAGUGUAAGGCCUCCGAAUGGAAGGUGUUCCAGGCUGCUCACCAGGACCUACACCUGAUUCUGGAGGGCCUGGAGACGCAGAUAGCGGAGGUGGACAAGAUGUCCGUUGUUACUCCCCAGGAUCUGCAGCUUGCACUCGACACCACCAAGAACAUUCAGACAGUGAUGGAGUCGCAGUGCCGACCUGCGGUGGAUGAACUCAAUGACCACGCCCGAUCCCUGGACCGCGUGGCCAACUCCAACAGCCGCUCCCUCAUCAACAAACACACCAACAGCAUAAACAGCCGCUGGAACACCCUCGUUGCACAGAUGGAGGCCAAACUGCUGAAUGUCCAGGAGACGGGCAGUCAGUGGACCGACUACACCACGGACAUGGAGCACAUGGAGACCUCCCUGCAGGAGGUUCAGUCCAAGCUGCACGAGGCGCGGCAUGCCCGGGACACCGACGACCUCAACACCUACAUCACCAUCCUGCAGGAAUUGAGCCUCACGCUGUCAAGUUCAGAGACCAGGCUUGAUGUUCUGCAGAGGUCCGGUAUGACGCUGCAGCGAAGUCUGCCCACGGCGGAAGCCAGGGUCUCCAGUCAGAACAGCCUGCUGUCGGCUCAGGAAACCCUAGAGAGACUGCGGGAUGAGGUAAGGAGCGAACUGACGUCUGCACGGGAGGACCAGGAGGAUCAACAGUCGUACCUGACCGAGAUGAUGCAGACCAUCACGUGGUUCACUCACACCCAGGACGAGCUGAUGCAGCUUCACAUGGGCCCCGAUCAGACACACGCAGCAGACAGCUUACAGCGAUACAAGGUUCUUCAACAAGAUGUCAGGACUCGCAUCCAGCAAUUCAAUCGCAUUGUGCAGGUGCAGGAGGCUAAAUAUAGCGCUCAAGGGAAGCAACUGCCCGAGUCGCUGCGUGUCGAGAUGACACGGGUCCGGGAACUGGAGGCGAGUAUGACAGACACUCUUCAGUCAAAGGAGGAGGAACUUUUGAAUCUUCGAGAAGAUCGGGAGCAGUACCAGACUCAGCUGGAGCUGGUGACAAGAUGGCUGACACGAGCAGACGCCACCUUGAGGAAACAAAUACACAACCUAGAUGACAGCAACCAGGAGCAUGAGAUCCUGCUUGGAGAGAUCCCAGAGUUCCAGACCCAGCUGGAUGCUGUGAGAGCAACAGGCAGCGCCCUCAUCCAGCACACCCCCGACCCCGCUGAGAAGACUCGCAUCCAGAGCAGUCUUGCAGAGGUGAACCGCCAGUUUUCGGCGACACAGUCCCGAGUCCGGGAGAGGAGCCAGCAUUUACAGGAAGCAUCACGGUUGACCACGUUGUAUGGUGAUGGUGCAGCGUCAGUGACGGCAUGGCUCGGGGAGGCAGAAGCCAUCAGUGGUGCUGAGCUCAGCUGGACUGACUUUGAGACGGUCAACGAGGAAUUGAAGACUUUCCAGCGACUGUCGGGGGAGUCCACACAGAGCCAGGCUCAUCUGCGAAGUCUCCAUGUGACCUUGAAACAGCUCAGUCAGUUCAGCGACACCUCCUCGGCCGCCGCCCAGCUGGAUACCAUGUCACAGAGGAUGUCAAGGGUGUCCGUCACAGUGCAGGACCGUCUGUCCACGUUGGAGGACACACAUGCCCGUAUCGAAGAGUAUGAGACAGAACUCUCGGACAUCACACGCUGGCUGGAGCAGACACGAGCACAACUGGCGGACCGGGAUCCACCGCUGGAUGUCAAGGCCCAUCUUGCUGGUAGUGAGCAACUACUUCAAGAGCUGGGAGCCCAGAAGUCGCGGGCUCAGAUGCUCCUCCAGCGAUACAAUGAUCUGAGAUCCAUGGCGGAGGUGUCCACACCCUCUGUCGGCUCACGGCUGCUUGGCGACAUCGGACAGCUGGAGGACGCAGCUGCAGAACAGUGCGACCAGCUGCGCAAUGUUGUGCAGGAACAGGAUCGGAAUGAUUCCGAGAUAAAACAGCUCAAUGACGCUAUCGGCGAAGCACAAGAAAAACUGCUGGCAUCACCAGUCCUUGCCUCCAGCGUGGAUACACUGAAACAACAGAUAGCUGAACAUGACACUCUAGCUGCCCAGAUUAAGACCUACCAAGCCCGCCUCAGCCAGAUCAAUGAGAAGAACCGAGGGUUGUCGGAGCGCAGCCUCCAGCGCAGCCCUACUCUAGUCCGCAGACGCUUCCUAAUGAACACUAGUGCUGGUAGUAGUGGAUUCUCUAGUGCCCACUUCCGCGAUCGUAGUUCACCGUAUUUCUCGGGAAGUCACUUUGGCUACACAGACAGUAUUGAAGACAGUGGUGCUCACAUGUCCGACUCUCUCAACACAAUGCCCUCCAGUCUCUCCUGGUCAUCACUGUCCAACAGAUCGGACCGCACAUCAACCACAAUCCGCAGUGUGGGACGUCCUCGGGAACAGGUAGACAGCUUUGACAGCUUUCGGUCCCAGAGUCUCACCAGCCUCCGUUCUGAGAGAGGCGGACAUGGUGGAGAGAGACCAUCACCCUUCCAACCAAUCAAAAGUCAGAACGACACCGACAAGGUAUCCCAAGGCGCAGGACCAGCCUCCCAGUUGGCGGAACUCAACACGUCCUGGGCCAGUCUACAGGAACAGGUUGUAGCCAAGGAGAAGGAGCUGCACAGUGCCCUGCAGCAGCAGGAGGACUACCAACGCUCCGUACAGGAAGUGACAGCUAAGAUGGAGCACGCUCAGAAGAGACUUUCCAGCAGGCCACUCAGGCCACCUGAUUACUUCGAAAGACAGCAAGGGCCACUCAGGCCACCUGAUUACUUCGAAAGACAGCAAGAUGAUCACAAGGAAACUCUCUCCGAGAUAGAUAGUAUCAAGAAUGACAUUAUCCAAGUGCGAGAGCAAAGUCGAAUGAUCCUGGACAAGUCGGAUCCUGAAGGUCGUAAGGCCAUGGAGGCAACGUUGACAAUGCUGACAGACCGAGCUGAGAGCCUGCAGACGAUGGCCGGUGAUGCGGGCCGCAAACUGCAGGCAGCAGUCAAGGAUCAAGAGAAGCACAAUAUUCUGCUGGAGGCGUACAAGAAACGUGUGAAGGAUGUGGAAACCUGGCUGUCAGAAACCAGAACGAGGCAUGUGACGACUGCCCUGCCAACUGACACCAUGGACGAGCUCCAGGCUGAGAUGAGCAGCACCAGGGACUCUGUGGAGGAGGUGAACAUCCAUCUACGGCUCAUGUCGGAUCUGGCUGUGCAGUGUGAUGCUGUGUGUGAGCAGGAGACGCCCACCAGUGCCGAGAAGCUGAGGACACAGCUGGCCAGCCUGCAGAAGCAGCUCGGGGACUUCAAGCUGGAGACCAUCGACAAGCAGAGCCAGCUCCGCAGCGCCAUCAAGGCUGCAGACAAGAGGCAAAGGGAGAUGACCGACUACGAGGACAAUGUUCAGAAGCUGCAGCAGUGGAUCAGCGACACAAAGCAGAUGACUCUCCCAGCCGUCAGGUCUGCAGACUACACCGCCGCGAUGCCUGAAUGGCAGCGACUCCAACAGGACUUGACAUCUGGACUAGUGGAACAUCGCCAGCUUGUCCAGCAGAUCUCAGUGACUGGUCAGCGGUCCCGAGACAUGGCCUUGAUGUCCGAUACGUCUGAGCGGGUUGUUCCCGCUGUAGGAGAAGCUGAGCUUCACCUGAGAUGGGAGGAACUGCAGAAGGAUCUAGCUCAGAAGAAACAGACCCUGGAGGACUUUGUGAAGACGAGAAAACCUGGGGAGCUGCCAGUGACAAGUUUCCGGUGUCAGAGCCUGUCCCCCGGGGUGGAUCCGAGCAGGAACCUGGAGGAGAUCCGGCAGAUUGUGGGUGAGCUGGGUGAGUGCUGGGAGCAGCUCCAGGGACAGGUGGAGGACAGGCAGGUCCGGGUGGAGCAGGCGCUCUCCUUCCAGCACCAGUACCAGCAGGCCCUUCUCACCAUCUCCUCCUGGCUCGACUCCGCCCAACACCGCCUCCUCACCCCCGACAUAGGGCGCACCACGCAACAACAGCUGCACGAAAACGAGACUUUUCAACGAGAAAUCCAAGGUUUGCAAGGGGAGAUAACCACGAUGAAGGCCCAAGCACAGAACCUUCUGUCCACGACCAGCGGAGAGAGUCGCGAGCUCAUCCAGCAGAGUCUCUCCAACCUCAAUGACCGAGUCUCCAUGUUAGAAAGCCAGGCCCAGCACCGCGGUGAGGAACUCAGGGUGGUCGACUCUCAUUGGCAACAGUAUCAGAACGAGGUGGACAGUCUACAGAAACAGCUGCAAGACACGCAACGCCUCAUUCACUCCCGACCCCCAUCGUCCGCAACCAGCGAUGACCUGGUGGGCACUGUCCAGGCGACUGACCGAUGUGAGACCAAGGAGGAGAUGGAAACACACCUCCACCAAUGUGAAGGCAAGCUCGACAGCCUCAAGAAGAAGGAGACAGAGUUGUCUGCCCUUUAUCCACAAGGUGUCUUUCCCUCUGAGCUGCGAACACUACAGACCAACUACAUGGAUCUACAGCGCAGGGUGUCGGAGAGGAGGGCCGGUGUGCUGCAGCUAGCAUCAGGCCAGGAGCAGUACGAGAAGCUCCUCCAGGACUAUGCUCAGUUCAUCGAGACAUCUGAGGGCAAACUGAGGUCGGAGGAGGUCGCCUCCAGUGACCUGAUCCACCUACGGCAUCAACUCAACGCACAUAAGGAUUUCUUCAGUGACCUUGAGGUCCACAAGGCCAUGCUGGACUCGCUUGCGUCUCAGUGCCCAGUGUCCGUGCGAGACCAACACCAGACCAAGCACAACCACCUAAGCAGCCAGACCCACGUGUUGGUGGACAAGGCGAGCCUGCACGGCCAGCGGCUGGAGCGACUGGUGCGGCAGUGGGAGGACCUGGACGUGAAGCUGACACGGCUCCAGGGCUCCCUGGCCAGCAUCGAGCAACAGAUUCCAGGAGCCAUCGCUAGUGGAGACUCCAUGGCAACCAUCCAGACCAAGCUGGAAAAAUAUCAACAGCUACAACGUGAGCUGGCCGAGGAGAAAGGCUGGGUGUUUGAGGUGGUCGACAAGGGAAAGCAGAUUCUGCACAGCCUUACUUGCCCCGAACUGGAGAACUCCGUCGCACGACUCGCAGAUAGAUGGGUAGACCUCAGUACUUCCCUGACUCAGGAUCUCAAAAGAACUGAAAUACUGGGUGACCAACUGCAGACAUUUGAAGCAGAGGCGGCCAUCUUGAACUCCUGGCUGACGACAGCAACUAUGAAGUUGUCAAGUUUGAAGCAGCUGAGUGAGCAGGAUCUACAAAGUAUGGCUGCCAUCCGAGCCAAGGUGGAGAAGUUGCUGGAGUUCCAGAAAGAGGUUGAGAACCAGUUGCCUCUUCGUUCUAAGGUGUUAAAUGUUGGUCGUCAGUUGAUGAUGAGCUCAUCGUACAACACCACCGGUCUCGGUGAGCGCCUCCAGGGGUACGAGACAGAGUGGGCCCAGCUCCAGCAUGACAUCGUCCGCACCGAGGAGACGUUGCACCAGGCCCAGAUGGACCUGAUGCCAUCCCGACAGGCCCUGCAUGAGCUGGCCGAGUGGCUGGACAUCAUCCGGACACAGCUCCGGGAGGACAAGAACAAACCAAUCCACAGCCUGGCUGACAUGGAGGUCCUGCUGAAGAAGUACAAGGGCUACAAGAUUGAGUUGAGCAGCAAGCAGCUAACUGUGGACUUUGUCAACCAGCAGGUUCUACAGCCACACAUCCCGGAGGAGGACACGGAGAAACUGGACUUUGCGGAGAAGCUGGGCGAGUUCAACCAUCAAUGGAAGAUAUUCACGGGAGAUGUGAAUGACAGGCUAAAGACGCUGGAGAGACUAUCGUCCAAGUUUGAGGACUAUGAGACGUUUAUGUCUCAGCUCCAGGUCUGGUUCAGAGAACAGGAGGACAAGAUAAAGAGCUAUGGACUUGUUGGUCCCGCGUCUGGCGUCCGGCAGACACUCAAUGAAUGCAGGGAACUACAGCGUCAGUUGAAGGCCAAGGAAUCUGACAUAUUGGCUGUCAAGUCUCUGGCCGGAAACCUGAUGGACUUGAGUGUGGACUCUCCCGGGUGCCGGCGUGGAGUCCAGGACAGCUUGGACGGACUCAACAGACAGUGGCUCCAUCUUGAGGAGCAGCUGAGCCAGCUGGAGACCACCCUGGAGGGCAUGCUUGGAGAGUGGGGUCACUACUCCACACAGCUCCAGGCUCUCAUGCAGGUGCUCACCAACAUCGACUACUGCCUCAACAGCUACACCCUAGUGGGCGGUGACAUCUCCACGCUCACUGAGCAGGUCAAGAAACUCAGGACCCUGGAGGCCGAGCUCCAUCACCACGAGAACCAGAGGGACGCCUUCCUUGCCUUGGGUCAGCAGCUCACCACCGUCAGUGACGCCCCCAUCUCUGCUGACAUCCAGAAGACUGCGGCAGAUGUCCAAAACAGAUGGCGCCGACUUUCUGCUGAUCUGUCAACGCGGCGUAAGCAGUUUGAGCAGUGCUUGCAGCGAUGGCAGAAUUACGAGUCUGAGUAUGACAGUAUCAGGCGCUGGCUAGAUGAUAAGGAGAAGGUGUGCCACGGUCUGACCACCCGCCCCGAUGACCCAGCCUCACGCAGUCAGUGUCUGGAGCAGAGCAAGAACCUUCAGGCAGAGUUUGACAACAUCCAGAGUCGUGUUUCUCAGCUGUGUCGUCUGAGUGAUGAUCUUGCCAAAAGUAUGGAGCCAUCCACGAUCUUGAUGAUGACAUCCAGACACUCCGGACUUGAGCAACGACUCCUUGGACUUCGCCAGAUCCUAGCACAGAACAUUGCAGCCCUCCAAGAUGACCUGACUUCACUGGACCAGUUCCGGGAUGCUUUUGAAGUCCUCCGCAUCUUCCUGAAUCAUGCUGAGACUGUCCUGGAACAGGCCGAUCCAAACAAGUCAUCAGAUGAGAUUGAUCUGAGAGACCGUCUGAACCAGUUGAAGGACCUACAGUCUCAGUUCACCAACAACUAUGUCAAACUUGACAGUCUGAACAUCAUGGGCUACAAGCUGGCUCUAGGUGACCGGGAUGCCAACCAGUUGAGUGAGUUGAACCAUCGCUGGCACCGCCUCCACAGCAGCUGUGGGGAGAGAAGCAAGAGUCUACAGGCCAACGUGUUGGUGCAGCAGGACUUCAGUUCCAAAUGUGAUUCCUGGAUGACAUUCCUGGCCCAGACUGAGCAGGAUCUGGCAGUAGACAUAGCCGGGAAUCUAUUGGACCUCCGGGAUCAACAGAGGAUGUGCCAGAAGUUUGAGUCGGAGAUGUACAGUCGGCAGCAGGUGCUCCAUGCCAUUGUCAGCGAUGGUGGGAAGAUGUUGCAGGUAGGAGACGUUGAUGACCCUGCAGAGUUUCAGCAGAAGCUUCACCUCCUGUCUGAGCAGUGGAGGAGUGUCGUGCGCAGGGCCAACCAACGUAAAGCCAUCAUCGACAGCAGCGUCCAGCAGUGGGACACCUACAACAACCUGAGUCAGCAACUCCGAGUGUGGCUGCAGGAGAAGAACAAGGCUAUGAAGGAGUCCGAGUUUGAGGCAGCCUCACUUCAGCAGAUCAACAGCAUGCUACAGAAGGUCAAGACAACCCAGCAAGAGUUCCGCCUCCAGGAGCACAGCUUUAAGCAGAUCCAUGAGAUCGGCCGCGACCUCCAACAGCGGGCUGACCCAGCAGCUAGGGACCAGCUGAAGGUCAACAUGGACCAGCUGGAGCAAAGCUGGUGUGACAGCUACAGCAGCCUCGAGCACCACCGCACGCAUCUGGAGGAGCUCUUGCAGGAGUGGCAGGAGUGUGAGGGGGACAUUGACGACAUCCUGGCAUGGCUCCGGGAAACACGGCAGAUCCUGGCAUCCGAUCUGCCCACAGAGUACGACAGUCUCCAGGCCGACCUGAACAACACCAAGGAUAUAACAACAUCAUUCGCCAACUCGGAGGACCGCCGCCAACAGCUGUUAUCCCGUGAGAGGAAUCUGUCCCGAAGGAUCCACUCGGAGGACAUGAACAUCUUGGCCCAGCGGAUCCGCCUCCUCAACAAACAGUGGGACGAGCUGGCCAGCCAGGCCCGGGUCCGGGAACAGCGGCUCCGGGAUGCCAUGUGUCGCUGGUCCGGCUUCUCAGACCGGGUCCAGAAGUUCCUGGACUGGAUAAAGGACAUGGAGGUCACUGUGACCUCGAGUCGCGAGGUGCAUGUUGAGGACCUCCUCAACAGGCUCGAAACUGAGGUUCACGACGAGCUAAUGGCAAAGGAACGAGAGAAGAACCAGCUGAUGGAUCAAGGUCAUCGGUUGAUGAAGGUCAGCAGUGACAUCCGAGCCACGGACAUUGAACACCGCAUGGAGAAACUUGAAGAUAGAUGGCAGCACUUGCAGUCAAUUGUCAGUUUCAGGAAGAGGAAGCUGCACGAGACGGUGCUGGCUGUGAGACAACUAGACAUCAGUAUGCGCAACCUGAGCCGAUGGUUGUCAGACAUGGAAAAGGAUGUAGGUGGCGCUGUUGUCUACAGUGACUGUGACUGGCAAGAGAUACAGACCAAGAUUCACCAACAACAGGAGCUUCAGAAGGACAUUGAGCAGCACAGCGCCGGUGUGGCGUCGGUCCUCAACUUGUGUGAAGUGCUGCUCCAUGACUCCGACGCCUGCCCAACAGACAUUGAGUACAAUGCUCUACAGCAUGCUCGCAAAACCCUGGACCAGCGCUGGCGGUCCAUCUGUCAACUGUCCCCGGAGAGGCGAGCGAGGAUUGAGGAGAGUUGGCAGCUGUGGGUGGUGUUCAAGCAAGACUGUAAGACCUUCAGUGAAUGGCUGGUUGAUGUGGAGACGGAGGUUGGCACCUACAGUGUAGAAGAUGUGUCGGUGGAGCUAACCAAGGAGGAGAUAAGGAAAUAUGAGACCCUCCAGCGCAACGUCCACAACCACCUGGGUGAGCUGGAGCACAUCAACAAGCAGUACCGGCGUCUGGCCCGGGAGGGACGCACAGACACCAACGGGAGUCUCCGGGGGAGCAUGCAGGAGGUUAAUGACCGCUGGGACCAUCUGCAGCAACGUGUCACCUCCAUCAUGAAAUGCCUCCGCAACUCCACCAGCAUCCGCACCGACUUCACCACCACACGGACGUCCCUGAUGACCUGGCUGACAGAGAUGGAGACUCAGCUGAACACCACCCAGCGUCUCUCCAGUGCUGACUUGGUCGCACAGCGGGAUCAGAUCAAUAGACUGGUGGAGGAGAUCAACUCUAGGCGGAGCAGGUUCGAGUACCUGGACCAGUCUGCGGUGUACCUCAUGCAGAAGGGCGAUGCUGACGAGGUUGUGCAGGUGCAGGGGGAGUUGGAGGAGGUGCGGCGACGCUGGAAACAGGUGCUGGAGCGGGCGACCGUGUACAAUGUGCAGGUGUCAUCCACAACACAGAUGGAGGAGACCCGGCUGUUUGAACAGAGGAGUCGUGAGGAAGAGGAGGUGAGCUUCACAUCCACUGAUGUGCGGCGGAGAGAGAUGCGAGAUACGUCUGCCACCCUAGACUGGGACGUCCCCGAGCUGGAGUCCUACCUGGCAAGUUCCCCGCCCGACAGCCCCCCACAGAAACGUCGCACAGUGCUGCGAUCACCCGCACCCACUGUGGACACAGAUGCCAGCAGGCGAGUUGAGCAGAGACAGAAGAUGAAGUCAGAGUUGGGUCGGAAGGGGAAGACGGCGAAGUAUGACGCCCUCCUCAACAAGCUCGGGGAUGCCAUUGAGGAUGCAGCAGGGAAACUCCUUGUGGCCGAGCGGCAGAUUUCCUCCGGAGCAGACAGCAGUAGUCUGCAUGGCUAUCGGUCCGACUGUGAGCGGGCGAUUGAGACAGUUCAACGCCUGGAGCAGCGCCUAAAGUCCGAGACAGGCAAGACACGGAUGAACUAUCUUGACACUCAAGUCAGAAGUGUUGUGCAGCGUUGGGAGAUCCUCCAGCUGCGUAUCACAGAGCGCGAGUACAAGGUGGUGACUGAGCGCCAGGACCAGACCCAGUUCCGGGUCGACCUGGACAACAUGCUGGCCUGGCUAGAUGAAGCAGAGGCUCUGCAGUCGGCCCAGCAACCAUUGCCGGGAGACAUGGCAGAACUGGAAAGUGUCAUCAGGCAGUACAAGGACUUCCUCGUGCAACUGGAGUCCAAGAAAGCUAGGGUGUUGUCAAUCAACCUCAUCAGCAAGAACUUCAUCAACCUCUCCACAGCAGAUGGCCGUGACAUGCAGGAGAAACUCCGACAGAUGAAUGAACGAUGGGAGGCAGUCAAUUCCCGUGCUGAUAGUGUCCACCGUGGCCUGCAGGUGGCGUUGCUGCAAAGCCAGGAGUUCCAUCACGAGAUCCACGACCGCUACAUGUGGCUGGAGAGCAUCGAGAACAGGAUGCAAAAGUGUGAGCCCAUCAACCUGAAUGCUGACGAGACCCAGCUGUGGCUGCAGUACAACCGACUGAUGGAGCUGCAUGGCGAGCUGGAGCGGAACCAGCCGAAGAUCCUUGCCAUCAAGGACACCACAGACCAGCUGUACAUGAACACCGACUCACAGGAGAUGGUUAAUGCCAAAGACAAAAUGCACAUCAUCGCCAACCGUGUGAGGGCAUUACUUCGUCUGACAUCGUCCUACAUCUCUAGUCUGGAGGACAAGCUUCACAUCUCUGCCCGGGCAUCGCCAGCAAAUUUAGAUGUAUCGGACGUAUCAUCAGUGGCGUCGCGAGGUUCAAGGUCAAGUAGUCCAAGGUCAUCCUUACUGAGACCAGGGUCCUCCUUGAGAGUGAGGAAUCGAUCACCCUUUGCCCUCUCACAACAGCUUCUGUUUGGAGACACUCGACCCCUGCUCCAGCCAGCGGAUGAAACUGACAAUUUAAAUACCGCACGUGAUAUAGUGUCUCUCCGGCGUCGGCGUCCGCCGCUGUUUGCGCGAGUGUUGCGGACAGCGUUGCCGCUCCAGCUGUUGUUACUGCUGCUGCUGGGCAUGGCCUGUCUGGUCCCAAUCUGUGAGGAUGAGUACAGCUGCGUCCUGGCCAACAACCUGCAGCAGUCGCUGUCGCCGAUGUUGCGCUACACACAGGGGCCUCCGCCAAUGUAGGUUGCUGCAGUCAGCAUCUUCACAGGACACGGAAUCAUAUGUCCCUCACGUGUUGCUAACAUUUGAUCCUUCAAGUUAUACACAAAACCUGCUGCCAGGAACCCAGAGUCACAUGGUUGCCAUGGCUACUGUUUGAAUCUGUGACAUGUGUGACUUCUUAGAUGGAUUAUGUGGACUUGAGUGACAAAUGGACACAUUGGAAAUAUUGUUAGUCUGAUACCUUUGAAAAUAAUGUAUUUCUGAAAAUCCGGGAAAUAGUGUGCAUCCGGAAACCAAGGGAAAUAGUGUGUGUCCGGACACCAUGGGAAAUAGUGUGUAUGUGAGGUCCAUGUUGGACUCAUACAGCUCCGUCUGUCUUCUGUGAUAUAAUCUCUCUAAGGCAGCAGUGUUGGUCGCACAAUAGAGGACCUACCAUGAUGAGAUGGCGUCACAGAAUGUACAGGCCGUGUGACUGGGAGACUGUCUCAAAGCAGGGACCAUAAUAUGACAUAAUACUGUUUCACAUAAUACGGAAUUCACAAUGAAAUAUAUUCAUAAUAGUGUACAUAAUAUUUCUUUUGUUUUAAAGUUGUUAUCAACUGCCAUGCCUUAUACACUUCAUUAUCUAAUAUUGUAUUUCUAGAUGUCUUUCUAUGCUUGACAAGUCUGUGAUAGUCGUGCCUUGUAGCUGGUCAUAUAUCUUACAGGCAUCCGAGUGUGUCUACUCACACAAAGCUUGUAGGCAUCACCACUACUCCGUAGUCUACUGUAACCAUGGAAACUGAUCUGAAAUAUGUACAUAUAUACUCUGAUGACUGUCAAUAAUGUUAUGCUAUCAUUUUGUACAAAACCCAGUUUUCACAUCAUCAGCGGUUUAGCCAACAAUUAUCACCUAUUUUGCUACCUGUAUCAAUAAAGUAAUUCUAUAACAAA